This is a messenger RNA of Gymnodraco acuticeps, 2240 nucleotides long. It is a transcript of the gene slc2a1a, whose product is annotated as solute carrier family 2 member 1a. Gene Ontology annotation, molecular function: hexose transmembrane transporter activity. Gene Ontology annotation, biological process: monosaccharide transmembrane transport. Gene Ontology annotation, cellular component: membrane. NCBI's taxonomy places the organism in Eukaryota, Metazoa, Chordata, Actinopteri, Perciformes, Bathydraconidae. The coding region runs from base 136 to 1674 and encodes 512 amino acids. The transcript has 12 exons. The record is from RefSeq and is a predicted model, not a curated record.
CUGCCGAGAUCUACCAGACCAAAUAGAGAGGCGUAGCCAUUACUGACAGCCUACUACCAGGGCAGGCAGAAUGCACUGCAGCAGUAAUAACAAAGUGGGCUCGUAUUAUUGCUGUGAGAGAGUCCAAUCUCAGCUAUGGCGCAGACUGAGGAAUGGGGAAAGCCUGUGGAGAGGAGAGGGAGAUUAACUGCAGUCCUGGUGUUGGCAACACUCAUAUCUGGAUUUGGCUCAUCGUUCCAGUAUGGUUACAAUGUGGCUGUGGUCAACUCUCCUUCACCGUUCAUGCAGCAGUUCUAUAAUGCCACCUACAUGGAGCGUUACGGCGCACCGAUGGAGGGCACCCUCCUGACCCUGCUGUGGUCUCUCACUGUGUCCAUGUACCCGCUGGGGGGCUUCUUCGGCUCGCUGAUGGUGGCCCCUCUGGUCAACAAACUAGGGAGGAAGGGCACCCUUCUCUUCAACAACAUCUUCUCCAUCGUCCCUGCUGUGAUGAUGGGAGUCAGCGAGAUUGCCAAGAGCUAUGAGAUCAUCAUUGUGGCGAGGUUCAUAGUGGGCAUCUGUGCAGGCCUCUCAUCCAACGUGGUGCCCAUGUAUAUCGGAGAACUCGCUCCCAAAAACCUGAGAGGAGCCCUUGGCAUCAUACCUCAGCUCUUCAUCACUAUCGGCAUCCUCAGCGCACAAGUGCUUGGCAUCAGAAACAUACUGGGCAACAGCACAGGAUGGACCCUCAUGCUGGGUUUGACCAGUAUCCCCGCCCUGGUGGAGCUCCUGCUGCUGCCCUUCUUCCCAGAGAGCCCCAGGUACAUGCUGAUCCAGAGAGGAGACGAGAAGACGGCUCUGAGAGCUCUGCAGCGUCUGCGCGGUAAAGAGGACGUGGAUGCAGAGCUGUCAGAGAUGCGUCUGGAGGACCAAUCAGAGAAGGCCGAGGGCCGCCUGUCCGUGCUCAGCCUGCUAUCCCAGCGCUCGCUCCGCUGGCAGCUCAUCUCCAUCGUCGUCAUGAACAUGGGCCAGCAGCUGUCGGGGGUUAACGCGAUCUACUAUUAUGCAGACAGCAUAUAUGCCAGUGCAGGUGUAAAGCAGGACGUCAUCCAGUACGUCACCGUGGGAACAGGUGCAGUGAAUGUCUUCAUGACCAUCGCUGCUGUCUUCAUCGUGGAGGCCGUGGGGCGACGGGUGCUCCUCCUCUGUGGCUUUGGGAUCUGCUGUGUGGCCUGUGUGCUGCUCACUGUCGCUCUCAACUUCCAGGAGAGCGUGACGUGGAUGUCUUACGGCAGCAUCGCCUGUGUCAUUAUCUACGUUAUAGGACACGCCAUAGGACCCAGUCCCAUUCCUACUGUGGUGACCACCGAGAUGUUCCGGCAGUCGGCCCGGCCCGCUGCCUUCAUGGUCGCAGGCUCCGUCCACUGGCUCUCCAACUUCACUGUUGGCCUCGUGUUCCCCUUCCUUGAGAGAGGUCUGGGCUCAUACAGCUUUAUAAUUUUUGCCUUCAUCUGCCUGGUCACGCUGAUCUACAUCUGGCUUGUGGUCCCAGAGACAAAGAACAAGACCUUCCUGGAGAACUGCCAAAUGUUUGCCAAGAGGAACAAAGUGGAGAUCAAACUAGGCGAUGGGGAUCUGCCUCUGACAGAGGGUAAAGAAAGUCUGGAGGAUGCAGCAAGGGUCACAACAUUCUGAAGAUAAAUGAGACCAUUCAGGGGAGAGGAAGUCUACACCCUGGGGAGGAUUCAAAAGGAAUGGAUACGUCUUAAUUUAACGUCUGUUCUAUUUCACAAGGGAUCUUCACAUAAUCUCUUUGUUUAUAGUUUUUCCAUGGCUGUUGUGGCUUAUACAUUUUUUUUUACAGAACAUUCAGAUCUUAAGGACAAACAAGAUAAUGAAGAGGCAAAAAGGUUUAUUUAUGACCUCCACCCUCUGUUUUAUAGCCACUAUUAUGCAUUCCUGGUGGCCAUGCAGAAAACGCCUGAAUAAAAUAAAGUGUCCUUUAUGUUGAGCAAUCGUAUUUUUAACAAUAGGAUGUUUUACAGUGGAUUUAUAACUAUAUUAUAACUAAAUUAUAUUGAUGUUAAGCUUAUUCUAAAUAUAAAGACAGGCUAUAUUGAAUACAUUGGGUGUACUCGCAUAACGUGAGUGCCUUCCAUCUAUUAUCCUAUAUGAUUUUGUAUUCUUACCUUAGGUGUGAUUGAUUUGAAGUUUUUUCAAGGUUUUUGGAAUGAAUCAUGCAUUAAAAUACACCUGCUGUU